UUUCUGUCUUAUCUUUUAUUAUUUUGAUUUUAAAUGGAACAUGGUUUCGUUGACUGUCACUGUCACAUAUCAGCUCGUGAGUUUGAAGAGGAUCUGGAGGAUGUGAUCCAGAGGACCAGAGAGGCCGGGGUAAAGACUCUGAUUGCAGUUACAGAAGAAGUCGGGGAGUUUAACAGAGUUUUACAGCUGCGGCAAAGCUAUCCAGAUCUGGUGGCUCCAUGUUUCGGGAUCCAUCCGCUGCAGGGCGGUGGGGGGCCUGAGCAGUGCAGCGUGAAACCUCAGGACCUGGAUGCUGCCCUGCCACUGUUCUACGAACACAGAGAGCGUCUCGUUGCUAUUGGAGAGAUCGGUUUAGACUUCACGCCGUGGUGUGCUCCCACGCAGCAGGACAGAGACGACCAAGUGACUGUCUUCAUCAAACAGCUCCACAUCGCCAAGGAGCUGGAGCUUCCUGUGAACGUCCACUCACGAUCAGCUGCUAAAGUCACCAUAGAGACCAUGAGAGAACAAGGUAUCAGCCGCGCUCUGCUUCAUAACUUUGCGGGGAAGCCCUCGGUCGCUCUGGAAGGCGUGAAGGCCGGUUACCUGUUCUCCUUCCCACCUGCUGUCUGCAGGAACCAACAGAGAGAAAAGCUGAUCCAGCAGAUCCCACUGGAGCACAUCUGUCUGGAAACAGACUCUCCUGCACUGGGGCUCGACAAGCACGUGAGGAAUGAGCCCGCUAACAUCACUCUGUCCUGCCGGUACAUCGCUGACGUCAAAGGUCUGUCACCUCAAGCUGUUCAGAUCAUCACUGCACAGAACGCACUCAGACUCUUCCCCAGGGCCGACACACACUGUCACACACACACAUUAACACACACACAUUAACACACACACA
Molecule: messenger RNA, 880 nt
Organism: Seriola dumerili (greater amberjack)
Lineage: Eukaryota; Metazoa; Chordata; Actinopteri; Carangiformes; Carangidae
Gene: tatdn3
Product: putative deoxyribonuclease tatdn3
Exons: 10
Coding region: 34-870 (278 amino acids)
Molecular function (GO): hydrolase activity, acting on ester bonds
Source: RefSeq, a predicted model, not a curated record